Ostreococcus lucimarinus CCE9901 is the source of this 336-nucleotide messenger RNA. RefSeq names its product Ribosomal protein L30, component of cytosolic 80S ribosome and 60S large subunit (gene RPL30). The coding region runs from base 1 to 336 and encodes 111 amino acids. NCBI's taxonomy places the organism in Eukaryota, Viridiplantae, Chlorophyta, Mamiellophyceae, Mamiellales, Bathycoccaceae. Gene Ontology annotation, cellular component: cytosolic large ribosomal subunit. The transcript has 2 exons. Gene Ontology annotation, molecular function: structural constituent of ribosome; RNA binding. The record is from RefSeq and is a predicted model, not a curated record.
AUGGCUCCGAAGCAAGGAUCGAAGAAGGCGGCCGAGGGCAUCAACGCGCGACUGCAGAUCGUCAUGCGAUCGGGGCGGUACACGCUCGGGUACAAGCAGUGCCUGAAGACGCUGCGCAAGGGACAGUCGAAGCUCGUGCUGAUCUCGAACAACUGCCCGGCGCUGCGCAAGAGCGAGAUCGAGUACUACGCGAUGUUGGCGAAGACCGGGGUGCAUCACUACGCCGGAAAUAACGUCGAUCUCGGCACGGCGUGCGGUCGAUACUACCGCGUGUCUUGCAUGUCGAUCACCGAUCCGGGCGACUCCGACAUCGUCAAGGCGGUGCCGGAGGAGUAA